UGCUCAAAAGUCUAUAACCCAACAAUUUGUUCCUUUAUAGCACAGAAUAAAAGGCCCUUCAUUCUCUGUCAAAACUAAAGGCAUAGCAAAAUGUCAAGAGAGAGAAAGAAUAGUAGUGUCCUUGUCUCCCUAAUCUUGCACUCCAUUAUUCUCACAUCCGCCACCGAACCCCCAUGCAAGAAAUCCUGCGGCCCAACCCCAAUCAAGUACCCUUUCGGCUCCGGCCGCGGCUGCGGCUCUCCCCGCUUCCACCCCUACGUCUCCUGCUCGGCCCCCACCAACCAACUCCUCCUCACCACCCACACCGGCACCUACCCCAUCACCUCCGUCGACUACUCCGCCUCCGUCCUCACCAUCUCCCCUCCCUGCAUGUCCAACUGCACCACCAUGCGGCCCACCUCCCUCAAAUUCGGCCUCGACUGGGCCGGCCCAUUCCAGCUCGGCCCAUCCACUUUCAUCCUCUUAGGCUGCUCCUCACUAUCCUCCUUAUGCGACGCCACGUCGUCUGCCUACCUCUGCCCCACCAUCUGCUCGUGCCCGGCCACGGCGGCGCUGUCCAGCAACGCCUGCUGCGUCUACGCGCCGGCGAAUCUGGACGAGCUGGACGUGGCAGGGCUGGGGUGCGCGGCCUACAGCUCGGUGGCGGCAGUGGGGGACGAGCCCACCGAUCCGGCCACGUGGCGGUACGGGGUGGCGCUGAAAUACACGGUGGGGCUGGAUGGGUACGGCAUGGCGCCCGGGUGCCGCGGGUGUGAGCUCAGCGGGGGCGUGUGUGGGUACGCGCCGCCGAGGGAUUCGUUCGUAUGCGUGUGUGAGUCGGGGAAUACCACUUCGGAUUGCAAUGGCUAUAACUGGAUCUAUAUGAGCUCAUCUUAUAAAUUAAGUGCAGGAAUGUUUUGGCUGGGAAUAGCAGUCUGGUUGGCGGUGAAAUUGUGAAAGAAUUUCCUGCUCUAUUUUUAGCAUUGAUUCUUACAAAAUGUGGAUGCUUGGGUAGUUGUGGAGAAUAUAUCUGCAAUGGAAGUCUAAGAGAAUAAAGUUAGCAUCGGCGAAUAAUAUCUGUCUAAUUGAUUAAUUUUUUAAACCAUGCAAAAACGAGAGGCAUUUCUUUUUGUUAUGAUUUUUAAUAAAUUGUGAUAAAAAUCAUACUCGCUAGAAGGAGGGCUUGAACCUCCGACCUUGUGGUUAACAGCCACACGCUCUAA
Salvia splendens (bonfire salvia) is the source of this 1202-nucleotide messenger RNA. Its product is annotated as LEAF RUST 10 DISEASE-RESISTANCE LOCUS RECEPTOR-LIKE PROTEIN KINASE-like 1.5. NCBI's taxonomy places the organism in Eukaryota, Viridiplantae, Streptophyta, Magnoliopsida, Lamiales, Lamiaceae. The transcript is spliced from 2 exons. Gene Ontology annotation, molecular function: polysaccharide binding. The record is from RefSeq and is a predicted model, not a curated record. Bases 91 to 936 code for a protein of 281 amino acids.